Molecule: messenger RNA, 2287 nt
Organism: Ornithodoros turicata
Lineage: Eukaryota; Metazoa; Arthropoda; Arachnida; Ixodida; Argasidae
Gene: LysRS
Product: lysine--tRNA ligase-like
Exons: 14
Coding region: 103-1959 (618 amino acids)
Biological process (GO): lysyl-tRNA aminoacylation
Cellular component (GO): cytoplasm; aminoacyl-tRNA synthetase multienzyme complex; cytosol
Molecular function (GO): lysine-tRNA ligase activity; tRNA binding; ATP binding
Source: RefSeq, a predicted model, not a curated record
AUCUAGCCGCAAUCGGAUUAAUGUUGCCAUUUUCGACUCCUUUUGGUUCACCAUACACGCAGUGACUAUGGCAGAUGCCGGCGAGAAGCUGAGCAAAAAGUGAUGGCAUUACGUACAGCGUGCCAGAGACUGUUGAACGGCGAGAGACACCUUCAGCUGUUCUCUCGUGCGAUCUACACGGCCUCUCGGAGCUAUACAUCGGGGAUAGGGGACCACAAGUUAAAAGUGAACGACCGUGAGUUGAAACGACGCCUGAAAGCGGAGCAGAAAGCUAAGGAGAAGGCCGAGAAGGAGCUUCUACGCAAACAUCAGCAAGAGCAGCAUGGGGAACCCCAGACUAGCAAGCAAGAAACAGAUUAUAAGGAUGAAGAAAAUAUGGACCCAAAUGAGUUCUUCAGACUUCGAUCUGCAGCUGUAGCUCAGUUGAAGGCUGCUGGUGAGCAUCCCUACCCGCACAAGUUCCACGUGUCCACGUCACUAACAGAGUUUGUGAGCAAAUACAAUGGUUUGCAACCCGGAGAGAUCCUCCAAGACACAUCACUGUCUGUGGCUGGUCGUGUCCAUGCCAAGCGAGAGUCUGGUACCAAGCUCAUUUUCUAUGAUCUGCGAGGGGAAGGCACCAAGAUCCAAGUUAUGGCCAAUGUGUCGUACUAUAGCUCUGAAGAAGAAUUUGCCAAGGUAAAUGCGAAGCUCAGGAGGGGAGACAUACUUGGAUGCGUGGGACACCCAGGAAAAACAAAAAAGGGGGAGCUAAGCAUUGUGCCGACUAGGAUGGAACUAUUGGCACCCUGCCUUCAUAUGCUGCCUCAUUUGCAUUUUGGCUUGAAAGACAAGGAGACGAGGUUCCGGCAGAGGUAUCUCGACCUCAUCAUGAAUGAGUAUGUGCGGCAGAAGUUCAUCGCCCGUUCUAAAGUGGUGAACUAUGUUAGGAAAUUUUUUGACGACCUGGGCUUCCUAGAGGUAGAGACACCUAUGAUGAAUAUGAUAGCAGGUGGUGCCACAGCAAAGCCGUUUGUUACGCACCACAAUGAGCUCGACAUGGAUCUCUUCAUGAGGGUAGCACCUGAGUUGUACCACAAGAUGCUGAUUGUGGGAGGCCUUGAUCGGGUGUACGAGAUUGGACGGCAGUUUCGUAACGAGGGCAUUGAUUUGACGCACAACCCUGAGUUUACCACAUGUGAAUUCUACAUGGCCUAUGCUGACUACAACGACCUCAUGGAAAUAACUGAAACCCUACUCUCAGGCAUGGUGAAGUCCUUGGUGGGGUCCUACAAAGUAACCUAUCAUCCUGACGGCCCAGAUGGUGAGGCUGUAGAAAUUGACUUUACACCACCAUUCCGACGAGUCCGCAUGUUGCCUGAUUUGGAAAAGGCUCUAGGAGUGAAGUUACCUGCUCCAGAUCAGCUUUACACACCAGAAGCAAAUGCAGCACUUUCGGAACUUUGUAUAAAGAAUGGAGUAGAAUGUCCUGCUCCGAGGACUUCCGCUCGUCUGCUGGACAAGCUUGUUGGUCAUUUCCUUGAAGAAGAGUGCAUUAGUCCUACCUUCAUAUGUGACCACCCUGAAGUCAUGAGUCCUCUUUCAAAGUGGCACCGGUCAGUGAAGGGCCUCACAGAACGAUUUGAGCUGUUUAUUGCCCGCAAGGAAGUUGUGAAUGCAUAUACUGAACUGAAUGACCCCUUAGUGCAAAGGCAGCGCUUUGAACAGCAAGCCAAGGACAAAGCAGCAGGAGACGAUGAGGCACAGCUAGUGGACGAGACGUUCUGCACUGCACUCGAAUAUGGACUUCCACCUACGGGGGGAUGGGGUCUUGGUAUUGACCGAUUGGUGAUGUUCCUCACUGAUUCAAACAACAUCAAGGAGGUGCUGUUUUUCCCAGCGAUGAAACCUGAUGACCCAAACAGGAAUCUUGUGGAAAAGCCACUAGAAGGUGAUGCUCCAAAUGGCCCAGUCAACUAGUGUCCUUGGUUCCCGUUGUCGGAUUUCAAAAACGUAACAGAACCUCGCACCUUUGUUUUUAAUUUCCAAAAUGUGUCUCGUUUUUUGCGUAUAUUUAUUUUACAUUCAGGGUGCACUCGAGCUCAGUGGGAAAAAAGCAUCUCGAAUUUUUUUUCCACUCUGGUUUGCAGAAUUAUACUACCUCUUGCUUAGACUAAAAAAUGGAAAAGGGAAAAAAAAGCAGAUUUAUUCCUCUUGCAUGGUAAUUGAAACUGUUAUGAGAUGACAAUGAUGUGGAGGCACUGGCUGUGGUGUAAAGAGAAAUAAAUGAUCGGGUCACAAAUCAUGA